Molecule: messenger RNA, 1242 nt
Organism: Panicum virgatum (switchgrass)
Lineage: Eukaryota; Viridiplantae; Streptophyta; Magnoliopsida; Poales; Poaceae
Exons: 1
Coding region: 1-1242 (413 amino acids)
Source: RefSeq, a predicted model, not a curated record
AUGUUCAUCAGCUUGAUGUCAACAAUUCCUUCUUGCAAGGCAAUCUGUCUGAGACAGUCUAUUGCGCUCAGCCUUCUGGAUUCUGGAUUCGAGGACUCCGCACAUCCAAAUUAUGUGUGCCGGCUUAAUCGCUCACUUUAUGGUCUUAAGCAGGCGCCUCGUGCAUGGUACAGCCGGUUUGCUUCACAUCUUCUGCAGCUUGGUUUUGUCGAAGCUAAGUCAGACACUUCUUUGUUCAUCUACCAUCGUGGCAAGGAUGUGGUCUAUCUUUUGCUGUAUGCUGAUGAUAUUGUCUUGACGGCUUCAUCCGCUGAUCUUCUGAGGCGCACCAUCACCUCUCUCCAACAGGAAUUCUCACUGAAGGAUCUUGGCGCCCUUCAUCAGUUCCUUGGCAUGCAGGUUCAACGAGUGGGUUCAGAUCUCUUUCUCUCUCAACAGCAGUACAUGAUUGAGAUCCUUGAGCGGGCUGGCAUGGAAGAUUGCAAGCCCUGCGCGACUCCUGUAGACCUGAAUCCAAAAUUGUUAGCUGAUGGUGCUCCUAUUUCAGAUCCCACGGAUUUUCGUAGUCUUGUUGGUGCCCUCCAGUAUCUUACUUUCACCAAGCUAGAUAUCUCUUAUGCGGUUCAGCAAGUCUGUCUUCACAUGCAUGAUCCCCGGGAGCCUCAUCUCACUGCUCUGAAGCGCAUUCUGCGUUACGUCCGUGGCACAUUGCAUAUGGGUUUGUUCCUGCGCCCCUCUCCUCAGUCAGAUUUGGUGGUCUACUCUGAUGCUGAUUGGGCUGGCUGUCCAGAUACACGCAAGUCUACCUCAGGCUAUGUGGUUUUCCUUGGUGAUAAUCUGAUCUCUUGGUCGUCCAAGCGUCGGAACACUAUUUCUCGCUCCAGUGCAGAGGCUGAGUAUCGAGUUGUCUCUAAUGCAGUUGCUGAAGCCACCUGGUUACGCCAACUCCUGUCUGAGCUGCACACUCCUUUGCGCAAGACAACCUUGAUGUACUGCGACAACAUCAGUGCUGUCUAUAUGUCCUCCAAUCCCGUUCAGCAUCAGUGCACCAAACAUGUGGAGAUCUAUCUUCAUUUCGUUCGGGAGCGUGUUGCACUUGGUGAUGUGCGUGUUCUUCAUGUCCCGACAACAUCUCAGUUCGCCGACAUCUUCACCAAGGGGUUGCCUUCAUCCGUCUUCACGGAGUUUAGGUCCAGUCUAAAUGUUCGGUCACCCGACAAUUUGACUGCGGGGGUGUGUUAG